Entrophospora sp. SA101 is the source of this 519-nucleotide messenger RNA. NCBI's taxonomy places the organism in Eukaryota, Fungi, Glomeromycota, Glomeromycetes, Entrophosporales, Entrophosporaceae. The record is from the annotation of a GenBank genome assembly.
AUGUCAGAAACAAAAAUGAAAAAUAUAAUUUUAUUAUUGCUUUUACUAUCACUAGUCACAAUUGUCAAUUCAAUUUUUUUACAAAAAAUUCAUCCUCAAGAAUAUUCUUUACAACUUGAUAAUAAUGCUUUCACAGUUUCAAGAACCAUAACAGAUUGUAGUAAAAGUGAAGAUAUUCUUCAAAUUGAAUAUAUUAAUUUGAAACCUGAUCCACCAGCCAAAGGAAAACCACUCUUUGUUGAUGCUGCUGGAUUCUUAAAGGAAACAAUCUUGAACGGUAGUUAUGUUGAUGUGGUUGUUAAACUUGGUUCAGUCAAUAUUUUUGAUGAAAGAAUGGACUUGUGCGAAAAAUCAGCCGAAUAUGCAGAAAUAAAUUGUCCAAUCAAGAAAGGUCAUCGUGAAUUACACCGUGAAUUUGAAAUACCCAACGCUAUUCUCCCGGGAACUUAUAUUGCCGAUAUUAAUGCAUAUACAUCUGACGGCCGUAAAAUUAUGCAUGUAAAAACUUCACAUUUAUAG